AGUUCAUUCCAAAGGUGGGAAGAGGGCCGCUGGGGCUGGAGAGGGGAGGGCGAUCUUCUCCCUCACCACCUGCCCGGAGGUAGCCUUGGAGGAGUCUGCUCUAGGGACCAGUGCCCACCCCUGUCCUUCUCUCUGGGGUCGGCCAUCCCAGCUUCCUUUCCUUCCAUAGGCCUCAAGGCCAAGGACCAGCCGGCCCCAGCCCCAGAGAGUCCGCCACCCCCAGAGGCCAAUGCUGAAGCCAUUCACUUCCUCAACUCCCUCAGGCAGGAGGAGCUGCAGAUGCUGUUCUUCUCCGAGACUCUGGCCAUGGUCUCGCAAACAGGGGAGCCUCAGGGAGAGCUGACCAUCGAGGUGCAGAGUGGGAAGCACGAAGACAACGUGGGCACCAUGUCGCCAUGCGCCCUCGUGCACGCCUUUAGCCGUGGCUUCGUGGACAAGAUGCUCUGCGGAAACUCUCUCCUGGGCUAUCUCACGUGGAACCUGGAGAUCAUGGAACAACAUAGUCAGGAGUUCGUCAAGUUCCACAUCCUCCCCAUGGAGCAGAAGACGAGUUUGCUGAAGCAGGGGGACCAGCUGGCCAUGACCAGAAGUAUCAAGGAGGGUGAGGAAGUGAGGAACGAAGUGACAUUCUUCCCCUGGCACUCAACUGCGGGCUUCAUCUCCCAGGCUGCCAACCUGCUGCUGCUGAGGGUGAUGGCCUGGAGGCAGAUGGUGCCCAGUAAUGCCCGCUUCCUGGCCUUGGACAUGGAGGGCAAAUUCUGCUAUUGCACCUAUAAAGCCCUGGGCUCCCAGACCAUCCAGGUGGACCGUCAGCAGGCGGAUGCAUUCAUCGUGGAGCAGACCGUGCACUCGGUGGAGGGCAUCCCCUUCUCCUGCCAGUUCUACCUGCUGUCUGACGGGUGAGCGACCGGGGCAGGCCCAGGGGGCAGGGUGAGCACAGCCUGGCACUCAGCCUUGGAGGCUGAUGGGAGAAGGAAGCCACUGUUUCUGGGGACACCACCAGGAAGAGUUGCUGUUGAGAUCUGGGUGCCCCUGCUUUAUCCACACCUUUCACCCUUUCUUUACGUACUCACUCACUUUCCUGGUCCUCAUGAUGCCUCCCAGACCUCACCACAGAGCCCUACAUGGCAGAGGACGCUCACACCAAUUCCCCAGGACCUAAGGCAUAGUUAAUGCAGCUGUCACAGGUGCCGGGUUUCACACUGAUAAACACCGAGGUUUGAACAACUCAACACGCAGUAAGAUGCUGGGAGAAGCAUUCUGGCACACGACUAAGCUGUCAUCAGCAAC
This is a messenger RNA of Myotis lucifugus (little brown bat), 1290 nucleotides long. It is a transcript of the gene CATIP, whose product is annotated as ciliogenesis associated TTC17 interacting protein. Gene Ontology annotation, biological process: actin filament polymerization; cilium organization. The record is from RefSeq and is a predicted model, not a curated record. Lineage: Eukaryota; Metazoa; Chordata; Mammalia; Chiroptera; Vespertilionidae. The annotation marks the transcript as partial. The transcript has 6 exons.